Papaver somniferum (opium poppy) is the source of this 1971-nucleotide messenger RNA. Its product is annotated as putative disease resistance protein RGA3. NCBI's taxonomy places the organism in Eukaryota, Viridiplantae, Streptophyta, Magnoliopsida, Ranunculales, Papaveraceae. Gene Ontology annotation, molecular function: ATP hydrolysis activity; ATP-dependent protein folding chaperone; ATP binding. The transcript has 7 exons. Gene Ontology annotation, biological process: protein folding; defense response to other organism. The record is from RefSeq and is a predicted model, not a curated record. The coding region runs from base 1 to 1971 and encodes 656 amino acids.
AUGGCGUUGGAAGAGAUCUUUGUUACCGGUGCCACAGAGUGUAUGAAAAAAUUGGUCUCUGUUGCUUCCAAAACAAUUGGUAUGGCUGGAGUUGCAGAUAAAGAUUUGCAAAAGCUUAGAAAUACUUUGGAGAUGAUCGCGGCUGUAACAUCUGAUGCGGAAAUGAAGCAGGUGAAAGACCAAGUUGUGCGACUCUGGUUAAGAAGGCUCCAGAACAUUGCGUAUGAUAUUGAUGACGUUUUGGAUGAAAUGUCCUAUGAAGCCACACGACGUCUCUCUAUAAAAUGUGGAAAUCUAGAAAAGGUACGUCGCCUUUUCAUAGACAAAUUUGAUUUCAAAAUGGUUAAAAGGUUCAAAUCUGUUAAUGAAGAAUUAGAUGAUAUUGCCAAGCAAAAGGAAAUGUUCUUUUUGGAGCAUGGUGAUGAUAAUCAAAAUACUGAGAAACUAGACCGAAUGACAACAUCCUUUGUAGAUGAUUUUGCAAAUUUUGAGAGAGAAAACGAUAGAUCUCGUAUAGUAAAGAAGUUAUUGAUGACGGAUCCUUCUUCGUCAUCUUCUGAAAAAUUUAGUCCAUCCGUCAUUUCAAUAGUGGGUAUGGGGGGACUUGGGAAAACAACCCUCGCUCAAUUGGUAUACAAAGACCACUCUAUGGAGAGAAGCUUUGAGCCAAGAGCGUGGCUCUGUAUUUCUGACAACUUCGAUAUCAUUCUAAUUCUUAAAAAUAUUCUCGAGUCUAUUACUGGAAAAAACUGUGAUCUGUCUAAUGUCGAUGUAUUGGUUAGAAAAGUUCGUGAAGAGAUUAGUGGGACGAAAUAUCUGUUGGUAUUAGACGAUCUGUGGAACGAAAAUGCUGAAGACUGGGAGAAACUUAGGGAUAUAUUAAGAGGCACAAUUCCACCUUACAACCUGACAACCUUAACGGAUCAAGAAUGCUGGUCUAUCGUUGAGAAAAGAGCUUUUUCUCCAGGCGGAGCAGUCAAGACUCCAAAUAAGUUAAUUAUUGGAGACGAGAUCGCGAGACUUGCAGCUAAAUUUCUCGGAAGUCUUUUGCGCUUGAAAAAUGACGAGUCUGAUUGGUUGGCCAUUAGAGACAAUGACGUUUUCAAUACACCAGAAAACCCAAACAGCAUAAUUCAAAUUUUAAAAAUGAGUUAUGACAACUUACCCUCCCAUUUGAAACGGUGUUUCUCAUAUUGUUGUUUAUUUCCCAAAGAUGGGAGAUAUCAAAGAGAAACAUUGAUUCAAUUGUGGAUGGCUGAAGGAUUCCUUCAUCCAUCUAAUGGAGGCGGAAAUCAGAACUUACCAGAAGAUAUUGGUAACCAUUACUUCUGUAGCUUGUUAUCAAAUUCCUUUUUUCAAGAUGUGGAAUAUGACCAGCUAGGUAAUGUUAAUGAGCUCAAAAUGCAUGAUUUAGUACAUGAUCUUGCACAAAGUGUUGUUGACCGUCAUGAAGUGAUUGUUUCUCCAAUUCAGAUGAUGAUUUCACCCGUUCCUGAAGAAACUAAAGUAACGUCACCAGAUCUCAAAUCAUCUAUGGAGUCUAUAGAGAUUCUUGAUUCUUAUUUUCUUGUUUCUCCAAAAGCAGAUGAUCAGUUGCAGAAUCUUGAGUUCCCUGAUGAUUCAACUUUCGUUGCUUCAUUGGAAGUCAUCAACAGCAGCGUCAACGUUUCGCCUAAUGAAUCUGCAGAAUCAGAAGCUAAAAUUUUGAUAUAUAAUGAAAAGAUAGGUGAUUUACUUGAUCCCACGCAGCGAAACCUUAAGGUGGAUAUGUUCGGCCAGUUAGUCACUCUCUUAAGCUUUCUUUUAGAAGACUAUGGAUUCGAUGGAUUCGUCAGACGUGUCUUCAUCUCAGAUGGAUUCGAUGAUCUUCUUCCGAAGUACCUGAACUUUUUGAUGGGAAACACAUUAGGAAGUUGGUUAAAGAUGGAUUCAUCAGCUGCAAACCAAACCACAUUCACUCUCGAUCUAUGA